Trematomus bernacchii (emerald rockcod) is the source of this 4790-nucleotide messenger RNA. RefSeq names its product phosphorylase kinase, beta (gene phkb). NCBI's taxonomy places the organism in Eukaryota, Metazoa, Chordata, Actinopteri, Perciformes, Nototheniidae. Gene Ontology annotation, cellular component: phosphorylase kinase complex. The transcript is spliced from 32 exons. Gene Ontology annotation, biological process: glycogen metabolic process. The coding region runs from base 129 to 3374 and encodes 1081 amino acids. Gene Ontology annotation, molecular function: calmodulin binding. The record is from RefSeq and is a predicted model, not a curated record.
UCACAGUGUAAACAUGGCGAGCCUUGCAGAUGUCGGCUGGAAACUCUUGGAAUUUAAAGCCCGAUCAAAAAGAUCAGAUUUGUGAUUUAGCUGAGAGAGACCAUUGGCCUUAAUUGCACCUUUUGAGAAUGGCUGCAAAUGCCCGGACACAUCGGAAAGUACAAAUACUCGGUUCCAUCUAUGAACCCCUUAAGCUGUCCUUUCUGCAGCGUACGGAUGAGCCCCUAUGGGAGAAGCUGGACCGCUACUACAAUGCUGUCAAGACAACCAUCCUGAACUACCAGAGUCCCACCACUGGCCUCUUCCCCAUCAAAACAUGCUCCACCUGCAAAGAGGCCAAGGUCCGGGACUCCCUGUACUGUGCUGCCAGUGCCUGGGCCCUGGCUCUGGCCUACCGACGCAUUGAUGACGAUAUGGGGCGGACCCAUGAAAUGGAGCAUUCUGCCAUCAAGUGCAUGAGAGGAAUCCUCUACUGCUACAUGAGACAGGCUGAUAAGGUGGAGCAGUUCAAACAGGACCCCAACCCCUCCAAGUGCCUGCACUCUGUGUUCAAUGUAGACACCGGGGACGAGGUGCACUCCUACAGCGACUACCACCACCUGCAGAUCGAUGCCGUCUCUCUGUUCCUGCUGUACCUGGUGGAGAUGAUCUGCUCAGGUCUGCAGAUCAUUUACAACACCGAUGAGGUUUCCUUCAUCCAGAACUUGGUGUUCUGUGUGGAGAGAGCCUACAGGGUGCCUGACUACGGCAUGUGGGAGCGAGGCAGCAAAUACAACAACGGAAGCACUGAGCUGCAUUCCAGCUCUGUGGGCCUGGCUAAAGCUGCUCUGGAGGCCAUCAAUGGGUUCAACCUGUUCGGAAACCAGGGCUGUUCGUGGUCGGUGAUAUUUGUGGAUCUGGACGCCCACAACAGGAACAGGCAGACACUGUGUUCCCUCCUGCCCCGAGAGUCCCGCUCGCAUAACACAGACGCAGCCUUGCUUCCAACCAUCAGCUAUCCUGCCUUUGCAGUAGAUGAUGACGCCCUCUACAGCCAGACACUGGACAAGAUCGUCCGCAAGCUGCGCGGCAAGUACGGCUUCAAACGUUUCCUCCGGGAUGGCUACCGCACCGCUAACGAAGACAAGGAACGCCGUUUCUACAAACCUGCUGAAAUGAAGCUCUUUGAUGGGAUCGAGUGCGAGUUUCCCAUAUUUUUCAUCCACAUGAUGAUUGACGGGGUGUUCCGAGGAAAUCAAGCUCAAGUCAAAGAGUACCAGGAACUCCUUGCACCCAUCAUCUUCCAGUCUUUUGAAGGUCAUGCUGUGAUCCCAAAAUACUACUACGUUCCGGCUGACUUUGUGGAGGCGGAACAGAGCAUGCAUGGGAGCCAGAAGCGUUUCCCUAGCAACUCCGGUCGUGAUGGGACGAUCUUCCUGUGUGGUCAAGCCCUGUACAACAUCGCCAUGCUGCUGGUGGAUGAGCUGAUCAGCCCUAAAGAUAUUGAUCCAAUCCACCGCUACGUUCCCCGCCAAGACCAGCGCAACGUCAGCAUGCGAUACUCCAAUCAGGGUCCCAUAGAGAACGAUGUUGUGAUUCAAGUGGCCCUGAUCGCAGAAAGCCAGAGACUUCAGGUGUUUCUGAACACCUACGGCAUCCAGACUCAGACGCCCCAGCAGGUGGAACCCAUCCAGAUCUGGCCUCAGAAGGAAUUGGUCAAGGCGUACCGUUUCCUUGCCAUCAAUAAGAAGCUGGGCUUGAGUGGGCGUCCAGAUAGGCCAGUGGGCUGCAUCGGGACUUGCAAGAUUUAUCGUAUCCUGGGCAAGACGGUGGUGUGCUACCCAAUAGUGUUUGAUCUAAGUGACUUUUACUUGUCCCAAGAUGUUAUGCUGCUGAUUGAUGACAUUAAGAACGCCCUGCAGUUCAUCAAACAGUGCUGGAAGAUGCAGGGACGUCCUCUCUUCCUGGUUCUCAUCCGUGAGGAUAACAUCAAGGGAAGCCGCUUCAACCCGGUCCUGGACAUGCUGGCUUCAUUCAAGAAAGGCGAAAUCGGAGGGGUCAAAGUUCAUGUGGACAGACUUCAGACCCUGAUAUCUGGAGCUGUGGUGGAGCAGUUGGACUUCCUGCGUGUCAACGAGGCAGAGAUCCCAGAGUUUAGGAGCUUUGAGGAGCUGGAGCUGCCAAAACACUCCAAAGUGAAGAGACAGAUGAGCACCCCCAACGUGUCUGACCUGGAGCAGCAGCCGGAGAUCGACGUGGAGGAGUGGCUGCAGAAGCCAACCAAUGAGAUCAUCCAGAAGUUCCAUGACUGCGACUGCUUGGCCAGUCAGGCUCAGCUUGCAAGCAUCAUUCUGAGGAGAGAAGGCCCGGCAUACCUUGCAAAAGAUGAGAACCUGACGGAUGAACUUGAGAGACUCUACAGAAGAGCUGGCAGCAGAAAGCUUUGGUCUGUUGUCCGUCUUGCUGCCAGUCUCUUAACUAAGCUAGUGGACAGCCUUGCCCCCAGUAUUACUAGUGUUUUAGUGCAUGGCAAGCAGGUGACCCUCGGCCUGUUCGGGCAUGAGGAGGAGGUGAUCUCCAACCCACUAUCGCCGGGGGUGAUCCAGGGCAUCAUCUACAGCAAGUGCUCCCCUCAUGGGGGGGAGCGAGAGGCCGUUCUUCAGCAGGAGCUGGUCAUCCAUAUCGGAUGGAUCAUCUCCAACAACCCAGAGUUGUUCAGCGGCAUGCUCAAGAUUAGAAUCGGAUGGAUUGUUCAGGCCAUGAAACAUGAGCUGAAGAUCGGGGCGGGGGACAUGCCGCCCCAGGACAUCUACCAGCUCUCCCCAAGUGACAUCAAGCAGCUCUUACUGGACGUCUUGCAGCCUCAGCAAACCGGCAGGUCUUGGCUGAACAGGCGUCAGAUCGAUGGCUCUCUGAACAGGACCCCUCUGGGCUUCUAUGAUCGUGUGUGGCAGAUCCUCGAGAGGACCUCCAAUGGCUUCAUGGUGGCAGGGACUUACCUCCCACAGCAACCGACUUUGUCCGACAUGACGAUGUAUGAGAUGAACUUCUCCCUUCUGGUGGAGGACACAUUGAAGAACAUCGUCCUGCCCGAGUACAGACAAAUCAUUGUAGAGUUGCUGAUGGUGGUGUCCGUAGUUCUGGAGAGGAAUCCGGAGCUGGAGUUUGCUGACAAGUUGGAUCUGGACGGUCUGGUGAAGGAAGCCUUUAAUGAUUACCAGAAGGAUUGCAGCCGCUUUGAAGGCAUGGAGAAAAAGGAUGACAUGGAGGCGUUCUACAACACACAACCAAUGGGAAAGAGAGGCACCUCCAGCUACCUGACCAAGGCGGUCAUGAUCUUGCUGCUGCAAGGGGAUUUCAAGCCUUGCAAGGAUGACCCGUGCACUGUUAGCUAGAUUCACAAUGCUUUUGAACCCUAAGUCCAGCCCACUGGAGUGUAGUCAUCAAAUGAUCCUGCAAGGGGUACUGAGUAUUCAUCACAUGUAUUAAGAAGAUAAACUCUAAAUGAUCAGUUCCUCCCUUCAGCAGGACUCACCCUGAAUUUCCUCAACAGCAAUACAAUCUGAAAUAGCGUAGUUUAGCAUACUCUAUCUGAGAGGUUAAAAUACAACAAGUAGUCAUGUUUAAUAUAAACAUAUUGAUUAAUGGGGCUGAAGUUAUUUAUUAGCAUUGGUAGCUAGUAAUGUCAAAUACAACAUAGCUAGCUGUUUUUUUAUCCUUUACCUGUAUGCUAGCAGUUGUGCUUUAUAGAACUCAGAACAUUGCUUAACCUUAACACAUGUUUUUUUUGGUGCAAAUUAGUCUACUGGUAUCUUGCCCUUUCCUUAUAAAUUUCCAUUUAGCUUACCAUAAAAAUGUAAGGGAAAGCAGCCAGCCCUGCUCUGUCCAAAGUUAAAAGGGUAUGCUAAGUUAAGCUAGCAGGCUGCUGGCUGUAGCUUUACAUGUAGCAUACAGACAUGAGAGUGGCAUCAAUCGUUUCAUCUAAGUCCCUGUAGUUAAGGGAAUCAACAUAUUUUAAAACAUGACAAACUAUUUCCUUUGUAUCUGUUUUUCUAAAUGUUUUCGGGGUAUUAUAAUAAUGGCACUAUGAACAAUAAAUAAAUGAACAAUUAGCUCGGAUGUAAGCUAUUACUCACCAGCAAUAACCUAUAGCUGUUACAUAACAAUUUGUCGGUUCAAGGUCACGUUGUAUCAUGAGGGUUUGCGUUUCCAAAAUUGAUGCAUAGCCUAUGCCCCCCAGGAGCCUUUCGAAUGUGUCUCCUAGAUAUACAAAUAUACGAUCCAUCAGAAUACAUGCAUUAUUCUUUAUCUUAAAUAUCUGUGGGUUUGAGAACAACUGCAAAGAUGUUUGGGUUUUACACUGAAAUCCACAGUAUAUUUAGCUGAGGAUAGGUGUUUGUUGUAUUAACUUGAGUUUCUAAGUUGAAUGCCUUACCGCAUGCACAAACUGCUGCAUGACAAUAGUUACUGUUUGCCAUUCCAUCGUGAUGGUAUAACACAUUUUGUUGUCAAAAUAAGAGUUUUCAAGAGGCCUGUUUUUCAAAGUAGGGCUCUCUCUGCAUGACAAUGACUCAUCUGAAGUCCUAGAACUGAGGACCUUUUAGAAAAUGCUGUUUUAUUGAAUGUGGGCAACAACAAAAACUGCUGUCAUCUUUAGAAAAAGUUGAUAAAAGAUUCACUUAUUUUAAAGCGUGCCUCUCUGAAUAUACUCACUGUGAUGUAUACGCCCAACCUUGUCACUGUGUGUGUGUGUGUGUGUGUGUGUGUGUGUUGUGUGUGUGUGUGUGUGUGUGUGUGUGUGUGUGUGUGUG